This is a messenger RNA of Sphaeroforma arctica JP610, 905 nucleotides long. RefSeq lists its product as hypothetical. The transcript is spliced from 2 exons. Lineage: Eukaryota; Ichthyosporea; Ichthyophonida. The coding region runs from base 1 to 288 and encodes 95 amino acids. The record is from RefSeq and is a predicted model, not a curated record.
AUGAUAAUAUUGUAUCCAUUUGCAGACGGAGAUAAGAAGUAUCUGGUUGGCAAUGAAUACACCAUCGCUGAUAUCAUUUGCUUCCCUUGGUUCCACCAGCUCCGUACAGGCUACAAACAUUCAAGUGGUAUUGCCGCAGCUGAUUUCCUAAGCCUGGAUAAGUACACACAUGCGAAUGCCUGGGCGGACCGCAUUGCCGAGAGGAAAGGUGUGCAGCAGGGCUUGCAAGUGUGCACUUGGAAAGCAGGGUCGUCCGCAAAGCCAUGGUUAGACGAUAAGAAGGAAUGAAAGGUUUCAUAAGCUUAUAUUUAUAUAUAGACUUGAGCAGGUGAAUAAACACAUACGCCACAGACUGGGAUAUAUAUAUAUAUAAAACGUGCGAAAAAGUAUGAAUGCACUUACAUGGGUCUGCUUUUGAACAAUGAAAUAAAGCAGCGACAAGAAAAUGAGUUGUGCGGCUGUAAUACCCGCCACUGCAUGGGAAUAAUGAACACGUCCAAAGUUGAAGAACACAUGCUCCGUCGGUAAUAAAACUAUAUAUCAUUCCAUGACGGUAGGCCGCUCUGGAUUGACUUGUGAGUAGAUGUCGUAGACGGCUCGGUCUGUAUACGGUUCAGUCAGUUCUAGCGCCAACUAUUUCUACUGCCUUGCAAAGUAAGCUGGCAUUUAACGUCUUCCAUCGUUAAAACAGCUACGAAUACCGAAUGCACGUGUAUCAAUGUGCUCGUGCUCACUAUCACAAGAUAAUAAAACUACUGAACCCCCAUCUCACCAAAGUAGAAAAUUAAAAAUCCGAUUUGUUGCUUCGAUGCUAUCGUUAUUUUAUAUAAAGUCCAUGUUUUAGCACAUGAAGCACUUCUACGAAGAACUUCAGGUCUAAUUCAACAAGCAAGUGCCUUUUCUCA